AUGGCAACAGUAGCUGCUCAGAAAAGACUUACAAAAGAGUAUAAGAAUCUUAAAGCUGAACCAAUAGAUUUAGUGUUUGCCAAACCAUCAGAAUCAAAUAUUUUACAAUGGCAUUAUAUCAUUACAGGUCCACCAGAUACUCCAUUUCAAGGUGGUGAAUAUUAUGGGUUAUUAACUUUCCCACCUCAAUAUCCUUUUAAACCACCAGCAAUUAAAAUGAUUACACCAAAUGGAAGAUUUCAACCAAAUACAAGAUUAUGUUUAAGUAUAAGUGAUUAUCAUCCAGAAACUUGGAAUCCAGCUUGGUCUGUAGGGACAAUUUUAACAGGUUUAACAAGUUUUAUGACAUCUCAAGAAGUUGCAAGUGGUUGUGUUAAAACUUCAGAGUCUGCUAAAAUUACAUAUUCUAAGAAUAGUGCAAAAUUUAAUAGGUCAAAUGAGAACUUUUUGAGGGAAUUUAAAGAAUAUUUUGCUGAGAAAGAGGAACGUGAAGAUUAUGAAGAAAGGAUUAGAGAAAGAGAAUUGAAAGCUAAAAAGGACAGAGAAGAAGCUGAAAAGAGAGCACUUGCAAACGGGAUAGCUACGAAUGGAACAAAUACUCAUUUGAAAAGAAACUUAUCAACAACAUCAAAUGUUUCAGAAACAUCAAAAAGGGCAAUGACUAUAGAUUUAGAUACAAAAGUUGAUUCACCUGAUAGUUUUAAUUUUAAUGAAGUUGAUGAAGUUGAUGAAUUAGAUGAUAAUGAUUUCUUAUCGGAUGAAGAUGGUGUUGUGGUUCUGGAUGAAAGUGAUCAAGAAGAUGAACUGGAUGGUGAACCUGAUGUUGUUGUUGUGGAAAAGGGUACUCAAAAGAAGAAAUCCAAAUCUAAUCCAACAGAUCCUAUUGUCAUUGAUUAA
Molecule: messenger RNA, 897 nt
Organism: Hansenula ciferrii
Lineage: Eukaryota; Fungi; Ascomycota; Saccharomycetes; Phaffomycetales; Wickerhamomycetaceae
Product: Ubiquitin-conjugating enzyme E2
Exons: 1
Coding region: 1-897 (298 amino acids)
Source: RefSeq, a predicted model, not a curated record